AACCCGGAAGGAGAUCCACCCAGUUCAUACAUUUCUAGCAACCCCUUAUAUAAAUCUUUCAUCUCACAAACUUUUUUUCAUAUACAAACACUCGAUAACUUAUAUUCAUAUAACUCAUAUUCAUAUUCUUGUAUUCAUAUUUGUAAAGAAGAGGGAUGUCAAGUGAACAUCAGAUGGAUCAAAGCCAGUUAUUAUUAACUAGUGCUGCAGCCACGAACAAGAUGAUUAUCAACAAGAAGAAGAAGAAUCAGAAGAACAAGAAGAAUAAGUGGAGGAAGUAUACUAGUGCUGCCAAAAAUGGUGCUGCUAAUCAUACUUAUGAUUUAGUUUCAUUCGAGGAAUUGCCGGCUUACAUGAAAGAUAAUGAGUAUAUACGUAAUUAUUACAGAGCUAAUUGGCCUCUUAAGCAAGCUCUUUUCAGCAUUUUCCGGUGGCAUAACGAGACUCUUAACGUUUGGACGCAUCUGGUUGGAUUUAUACUAUUCGUGGGGCUGACAUGCUCGAAUAUGAUUCAGGUCCCUCCUGUCGUCGAAUUCUUCAAUAUUCUUACAACCUGGUCUUCGCCAUUGGGUUCAGCGGGGAAUGUCUCUCAUGAUUCCAAAAGUUUCUUCUCUGACACAACAAAACUCAUUGACCUGAAGCAUUCAUCUUUCGGCAUGGACAUUACACUACCAGAACUGGAAGUUACACGGUGGCCAUUCUUCGUAUUUCUUGGAGGCUCCAUGUUCUGCCUCCUCUCGAGCAGCAUUUGCCACCUCUUCUGCUGCCAUUCCCACCCCAUGAACAUCUUAAUGCUCCGAAUAGACUACGUUGGAAUCGCAGUCAUGAUCAUCACCUCUUUUUUCCCUCCAAUCUACUACAUCUUCCAAUGCUCCCCACACUGGCAAAUUCUCUACCUCAGCGGUAUCACAAUCAUGGGCAUAUUCACUAUCGUCACAUUGCUAUCGCCCGUAUUCUCAACAAAUAAAUUUCGCUCAUUUAGAGCCUCGCUAUUUGUGGCAAUGGGGCUGUUUGGCCUAGUGCCUGCAGUUCAUGCCAUGGUAGUGAACUGGGAUGAUCCCAGCAGGAACAUCAUACUUGGUUACGAACUGGCUAUGGCGCUUUCUUAUCUAAUCGGCACACUCUUCUACGUCACCCGCAUUCCAGAGAGGUGGAGGCCUGGGUGGUUUGAUCUAGCCGGACACAGCCACCAGAUAUUUCAUGUGUUUGUCAUCAUGGGUGCAUUGUCACAUUAUGGCGCUGCACUUGUAUUUCUUGAUUUUCGCAGUAAGAUUGGCUGUGAAACCAACAUGUAACGCAUUAUUGCAUAUCCUAGAAAAUGUCCGUGGCCUUGAUUGGAGGCUUAGUGAUUGAUUGAUAUUCUUUAUGUUGUAUUUAUAUUACAGAAAAAUGGUUAUAUUCAAUGAAGAAUGAAGUAACCAAAGAUUGAAUACAGUGUGCUUAUGUUGCUUCUCUCA
Messenger RNA from Daucus carota subsp. sativus, 1457 nucleotides. Its product is annotated as heptahelical transmembrane protein 1. Gene Ontology annotation, molecular function: signaling receptor activity. NCBI's taxonomy places the organism in Eukaryota, Viridiplantae, Streptophyta, Magnoliopsida, Apiales, Apiaceae. The record is from RefSeq and is a predicted model, not a curated record. The coding region runs from base 156 to 1295 and encodes 379 amino acids. Gene Ontology annotation, cellular component: membrane. The transcript is spliced from 4 exons. Gene Ontology annotation, biological process: response to hormone.